AUGCAUUCCGUCCCCAGAGUGCGCUGCCCCGGCACCCUACCCAUCGCGGGCCAGGACGACAACAACGACGACGACGGAGAGUCUGGACCCUACGUGAGGGACACGGAGUACGAGGAGCGCGUCAUUCAAGUCCGGCGUGUCACCAAGGUUGUGAAGGGCGGCAAGCAGCUGAGCUUCCGUGCUGUGGUGGUGGUGGGCAACAACAACGGCACAGUGGGCGUGGCAUCCGCCUCGGCCAAGGAGGUGGCACAGGCAGCGCAGAAGGCUGUGCUGAAGGCCAAGCGGCGUCUCAUCACCGUGCCGCUCACCCGGAACGCCCUUUCCGUGCCCCAUGCAUUUGACAGCUACUUCAGCGGUGCCAAGGUGCUCCUGCGACCGGCCUCCGAGGGAACCGGCGUGAUCGCGGGGGGAGCCGUGAGGGUGGUCCUGGAGCUGGCGGGCGUGAGGAACGGUUUUGGCAAGCAGGUUGGCGGCAGCAACCCCCUGAACAACGCCAAGGCCGCGAUUGAGGGCCUGCGUGCCAUGCGCACGCUGCGGCAGGUGGCUGCGGAGCGCGACAUCUCGGUGGCGCAGCUGCUGGGCCUGCCCCCCAAGAAGGAGUCGUCAGACGCUGUGCCCGUAUAG
This is a messenger RNA of Auxenochlorella protothecoides, 624 nucleotides long. Its product is annotated as 30S ribosomal protein S5, chloroplastic. The transcript has 4 exons. Lineage: Eukaryota; Viridiplantae; Chlorophyta; Trebouxiophyceae; Chlorellales; Chlorellaceae. Gene Ontology annotation, molecular function: RNA binding; structural constituent of ribosome. The record is from RefSeq and is a predicted model, not a curated record. Gene Ontology annotation, biological process: translation. The coding region runs from base 1 to 624 and encodes 207 amino acids. Gene Ontology annotation, cellular component: ribosome; small ribosomal subunit.